AUGCAUUCCUCCAGCUUCUAUCUCGCUGUGGCGACUUUCACGUCGGUCGCCGUCAACGCCCACGGCAAAAUCGCCGUUGCCGUCGGUGAUGCGGGUGGAAAUACCACUGCUCUUGGAAUCAUGGGAGCCGCUGUCCCUGGCAUGGGGCGUAAUAAAGAAACUGAGGUGGACACCACCGUCUUCCAGCGCCGCGAUGCGGCGUCUGACGGCCUUGGCCAUACCAAGGGAAAUGGAGAAAACAACAUGGGGAUGAUGGACAGCGUCAUGGCCAUGUCUGGCUCUACCCUCCCGCAAGUCAGCAGCAACGGCGGCCACAUUGCCAUGACCUACCACAUUGUGACGACUGAUGGAGCUGGUCCUCUCAGAGCCAUUGUUGACCCCACCGCCACCGGCCAGUUCUCGCAAGGUCAAGAGGCCGACGUUGUCACUCAGGUUCCGGGCAGAAAUGGCAAUAUUCAGCCGGGCCCCCUUAGCAACAAUAUGCCGGCAGGCGGUAAAGGCGGCAUUCUUGGCGGUUUAGGACUCCGUGGCCUGACAAGACGCGCGCUCAACGUCAACACCGAUCACCCACUCCAAGUUGCGAUCCCCGCUGGCACGACCUGCACUGGAGCCGUUGGCGGCAUGCAAAACGUGUGCCUUAUGAAAGUGGCCAACCCUAGUGGUGCUGGCCCGUUCGGUGGAGUUAUUGCGUUCCAGAUGGCACCAGAGGCCCCGGCAGCGGCCCAGAUUCCCAAUGCUGCUGCACCCAAUUCUGCUGCACCCAAUGCUGCUCCGAACGCCGCUACUGCUGCCAACUCUAUCAACGCACCGGCUGGUGAGGCUGCAGCCGCUGCUGCUGAUGUCGUCAACGCUGAGGGUUCGAAGGCUUAG
Molecule: messenger RNA, 870 nt
Organism: Akanthomyces muscarius
Lineage: Eukaryota; Fungi; Ascomycota; Sordariomycetes; Hypocreales; Cordycipitaceae
Exons: 4
Coding region: 1-870 (289 amino acids)
Source: RefSeq, a predicted model, not a curated record